Molecule: messenger RNA, 1792 nt
Organism: Ricinus communis (castor bean)
Lineage: Eukaryota; Viridiplantae; Streptophyta; Magnoliopsida; Malpighiales; Euphorbiaceae
Product: UDP-N-acetylglucosamine--dolichyl-phosphate N-acetylglucosaminephosphotransferase
Exons: 11
Coding region: 87-1349 (420 amino acids)
Biological process (GO): dolichol-linked oligosaccharide biosynthetic process; protein N-linked glycosylation
Cellular component (GO): membrane
Molecular function (GO): UDP-N-acetylglucosamine-dolichyl-phosphate N-acetylglucosaminephosphotransferase activity
Source: RefSeq, a predicted model, not a curated record
AAGCGAAAACAAAAAAGAGUUCAGUCUUGCGAUGCCAAAACUUGAGGAAGAAACGUAACACAGCCAACACAAGUACACACUUAGCCAUGGCAGCUCGCAAGAGAGCUACUGGAACAACAGACACAAGCACAGAAAAAUCUGCUCCAAUAGAUAACAAAACCAAAGAAACUGUUGACCCACCAAUAGCACCUCCUAAAUCAGGCUUUAUCUUUAAAUUUUUUCUAUUGCUUUUAGUUCCUUAUUCUUAUUUCUUAUUCUAUCAUUACAAGAUCCACCAUGACCACAAAAGAUCGAUCCUUAUCAAUGCUUGUCUUAGCCUUGCUGGGUUUUUCUUGACUGUCAAGAUGAUUCCGGUAGCUUCUAGAUAUGUUUUGAAGAGGAACCUUUUCGGUUUUGAUAUUAAUAAGAAGGGUACCCCUCAAGGCACUGUUAAAGUGCCUGAGUCAUUGGGUAUAGUUGUUGGCAUAGUCUUCUUGGUAUUGGCAAUCUUAUUUCAGUAUUUUAACUUCACAGCAGAUUCCAAUUGGCUUGUGGAGUACAAUGCAGCAUUAGCAUGCAUCUGCUUCAUGACUCUACUCGGAUUUGUGGAUGAUGUCCUUGAUGUUCCCUGGAGAGUGAAAUUACUUCUUCCAUCGAUUGCUGCUCUUCCAUUGUUGAUGGCAUAUGCUGGACAUACAACUAUCAUAAUACCAAAGCCUCUUAUCCCAUAUGUUGGACUCGAGGUGUUGGACCUAGGAUGGAUAUAUAAGCUAUAUAUGGGACUUCUGGCGGUUUUCUGCACAAACUCCAUCAACAUUCAUGCUGGUAUAAAUGGUCUUGAAGUUGGGCAAACAGUUGUGAUCGCAUCUGCUAUUUUAAUACAUAACAUUAUGCAAAUCGGGGCAUCUAAGGAUCCUGAGUACCAACAGGCCCAUUUAUUCUCUGUUUAUCUUGUUCAACCCUUACUGGCUACUUCCAUGGCUCUACUUUCUUACAACUGGUAUCCUUCUUCAGUUUUUGUUGGAGAUACUUUUACAUACUUUGCUGGAAUGACUAUGGCUGUUGUUGGGAUUUUAGGCCAUUUCAGUGAAACUCUCCUGAUUUUCUUCUUACCUCAAGUAAUAAACUUUCUCUUGUCACUUCCCCAGCUUUCUGGCUAUGUCUAUUGCCCACGGCAUCGCCUGCCUAGGUUUGAUCCUCAGACAGGACUGUUGACUGGAACCAAUGAUGGAACCCUUGUAAAUGUCUACUUAAGAUUAUUUGGCAGGAAGUCGGAAAAAUCCCUUUGCAUUCAUCUUCUUCUUGUUCAGGCUAUUGGAUGCUGCUUCUGUUUCUUGCUGAGAUAUUUUCUUGCUGGCUGGUAUAAAUGAGGAUGCAAGAUCAAAGAAUGUUGUACUGACUAGUUUGGUUCUACAAUUUCUUUGUUUCAAGAGUUCUGCCAGUACACAGGACACAUCUUUCAUAGACAACAAUUACGUGCAGUUUUGACAUUCUUGGGGAGCACUUUACGUUGUACCCCAAAAAAAUGAAAAGAAAAGAAAAGAAAAGCAUAAUGCUUUUGUGAGAUUCGAUUUUAACACAUCUUGUAAUUUAAGCUCUUUACAGGAAGGGAACUCUGUUAGGACUUACUAUAUUAGCUUGAGUUUUGAAGUUAUGACCCAAAUCAUUCAGAUGAUGAAUCUCUAUUUUCACAAUUGACCAUGACCAUCCUUGUAGUAUUUGAUGUUGAUGAUAAAAGUGGUGAUGUAGUUUUAUGAACAUUUUCUAGUUGAAGAUGAAAGAUUUGAUCAAUGGGUAGAUGCGUCUUUCUUAA